CGCCGAGCUGGGAGCGCCGCCGGCCACGGCCGCGGGGACGAGGUCCGGCCCCGGACGGCUCCAGGGGCCUCGGCCGGCUCCCGGCUCCCAGCCCGUGGGGAUCCCCGUCUCCUCCGGACGCUCCGCAACGCUAAAAUGGAAGAAAACGGCGGCGGCGGCGGCGGCGGCGUGCCAGAUGACCUUUCAUUAGAAGAGAGAGAAGAACUUGUAAACAUUCGGCGCAGAAAAAAGGAACUUAUUGACGAUAUAGAGAGGCUAAAAUUUGAAAUAGCAGAAGUGAUGACGGAGAUCGAUAACCUAACAUGUGUAGAGGAGAGCAAAACUACCCAGAGGAAUAAGCAAAUAGCUAUGGGAAGGAAGAAAUUCAACAUGGAUCCUAAAAAGGGGAUUCAGUUUCUUAUAGAGAAUGACCUGCUGCAGAGUACCCCAGAAGACAUAGCCCAGUUCCUUUAUAAAGGGGAAGGACUAAAUAAAACAGUAAUCGGGGACUACCUUGGUGAAAGGGAUGAAUUUAAUAUUAAAGUUCUUCAAGCCUUUGUUGAACUCCAUGAGUUUGCCGACCUCAACCUUGUACAGGCCUUAAGGCAGUUUCUGUGGAGUUUCAGACUUCCAGGAGAGGCUCAAAAAAUUGACCGGAUGAUGGAAGCUUUUGCUUCACGCUAUUGCCUGUGUAACCCUGGAGUCUUCCAAUCUACAGAUACAUGCUAUGUGCUGUCUUUUGCAAUCAUUAUGCUAAACACCAGUCUCCACAACCACAAUGUGAGGGAUAAACCAACGGUGGAGCGAUUUAUAUCUAUGAACCGCGGCAUUAAUGAGGGCGGGGAUCUCCCUGAGGAGUUGUUGAGGAAUUUAUAUGAAAGUAUUAAAAAUGAGCCGUUUAAAAUUCCGGAGGACGACGGGAAUGACUUGACACACACAUUUUUUAAUCCGGAUAGAGAAGGCUGGCUACUGAAAUUAGGAGGAAGAGUGAAAACCUGGAAGCGCCGGUGGUUCAUCUUGACAGAUAAUUGCCUCUAUUACUUCGAAUACACAACAGACAAAGAGCCUAGGGGGAUUAUCCCUUUGGAAAACCUGAGCAUAAGAGAAGUGGAAGAUCCACGAAAACCUAACUGUUUUGAGCUCUACAACCCAAGCCAUAAGGGACAAGUCAUUAAAGCCUGUAAAACAGAGGCGGAUGGCCGAGUGGUAGAAGGUAACCAUGUUGUGUAUCGAAUCUCUGCCCCUACCCCCGAGGAGAAGGAAGAAUGGAUCAAGUCGAUUAAAGCGAGUAUCAGCAGAGAUCCUUUUUACGAUAUGUUAGCAACGAGGAAAAGACGAAUUGCCAAUAAGAAAUAGCUCUUCCCGGCUGGAUCAGGUUCUGCACUAGUCCCAUGACAUUUGACCAGGUAGAGAUAAAAACCAAACCGCCAUGGGCAAAAAGCAAUUGGAGAACAUGAUUCGCUAUUUCAUUGGAGAAUGGACAAACCAAACUCUUCACCGAAAAACCUUCCUGAGAGACCCUGCUUGGGAGAGUGAUAUUUUGCUUACAGCAUUGGAGCAAGCUUCCUGAGGGGUAGCUGCACUGGAAUUAUUUUAAUUUACUAAACUGAAGACAUGGAAGCCUUAUGUGUAUUUUGGAUUUUUCAAUCCAUCUAUGAGAGAUUAAAAAAAAAAACAGCAACUGAUCAGGCUAACAGCCAAUAGGAAAUAUCCCUUCCUGUUUGUUGAGCAUAUUGCCCAACACAGGAGAUGUCAGAAAAACCUUCUUUUAGUGAUUUUUACUUAACAAAAGUGCUUCAUAUUAAGCCUUCAAAACCGGUGUACAGUAUAAUUCAUAUUUUUUCUGAAUGUAAAAAUUGUUGUCAUUACCAGCUGUAAAACCCAUAAUCGUUAGCAGCAGGGGGCCAAACCCAUCAUUUCAUAAAAAAUGGAAAUCUACCACACUGUUUUAUUUAGAACUCUUUUCUUCAGAUAUUAUGGAAAUACUUUUGUAUGGCUUUUUGUACUCUGAAAUUGAGACAGACUUUUACUUUCUAACAAUAGUAUUUUUGGAACGGCAGCUAAAUCAGUAGCUCCUGGGCACAACAAUAUAGUGUGCUGUGAAAAUACCCAGCUUCCAAGGAUUUAGGAAAUGAGGGGUUGCAUUUCAGUGAUGGCCGAAGCUGAGGGAGGGUGGGGCGUUCCGGUGGACCGAGUUUGCUGCUCGCAUUCAGACUGAGUUGCCAAGCAGUAAAGAAAAAGCAGCAUUAUUCUUCUUCUAUCUGCCAUCUUAUGCGGAACAGCCUUCCCACUGUCCUGUAUUGAAAUGUUUGUCAGUUUCCAUAAGGGCUAGUUAUUAGAAUAGAUAAGGAAAACCGGCAUGCCCGGACUAGCAAUCAUUAGCUUAACUUCUUUAGUGAUCAGAGAGGGCAACUCUCUUGAUCAUUAAGAGAACUUGCCUUAGGCCUCUUCAUGGUUUUUUUUUUUUUUUAUUUUGUUUUGUUUCUCCUGUUAAAUACUAUAGAGAAAACCACUUAGCCAAAGAAUAUACAAUGUGGGGGUUGAGCCUCUACCACUGAUUCUCAGAUGUAGAUUUGGGAGAAUAAGGAGUUGAGCUUAAAUCUCCCAACACAAAUGUGUCCUAUAUGGAUCUGACUGUUGAGGGUCCCACUCACUCCUCCACGUAUGUACACUGUCUAAUUUCUUGGACAGUACGUCUUACUUAUAUUCUACGUAUUUUGAACAAGUUGGCCAUGUGUGUCCUAGAGGCAGAAAAGUGAACAAAUCAUAGCUCUCCAAUUCACCACAUUUUAUUGUUAAAGAGUUUCGUGAUUCUAUUUUAUAGCUAAAAAAAGUGUGGGAGAACUAUUUCAUUUCAAAAUAUUACCCCACCGAACUGACCUGCUCUGCUGAUUUUCAUAUACAAUUUAAAUCCCAAACUCACUCACCAGCCUUGGUAAAAGUUCUUGAGGUCCAUGGCAUUGAGAAUUGUGAAUUUUCAGCUCUCACCAGAACUAAACGUUUUAAGGGGCAGUUAACUUCAUGAGUUUAGAGUAGGGGUGCAGAUAUUUUUCUGAAGGUGUAUUUCCAAGCCAACAGAAGAACCACCACCCCUAAGUCCUGUAAAGUGCAGUUAGAGGACAUUGGCACAGUGGCUCCUGAGGAAUGGGCAUGAUGAUUAAUGGUGCUUUUCUAUGCCAGAUGUAUUUAUUUUCCUGUCUGUUCACACUGUAGAUUUCAUUUAUGAAGCUAACACUGCUGAAAGUGUUCUUUCUUACAUGAAGGGAAGUCGGAAACCAGGGACCUUCUCCCCCUAAACUUGCCCUGAGUGCAAAGGCACUGCCAAAGGGAGUGGCCACAGAUGUUUUAUUUAGUACCUGCUGUAGAGAGAGAAUCAGUGGGGGAAAAAAAAAAAUCUCAAUUCUAUUCUUUCCUACUUUGAAGUUCAACCUUACGUGUGAGAAAUAAUGUUUGAGCUCUGUGUUUUGAUAACGAUGAGAAUCUCAGUGGCUCUGUGGAAAGAAUGGAGCCUUCAUUUGGUGGUGUGAAUAGGGAAUGAUGCAGUUCAUCUACUAAGCCCUAUUUUAGAUGCUUUGCAAAAGGUGUCUCAAGUCACAACUCUUCCUCCCUUAUCCAUCUGUUUAAAGUCAAGUUAAAUGUGAAAUGUGUUCCCAGGCCUUAUCAACUGUACUAAGACCCCAGAUUUAAAAUUCUGAAUUUUGAGACAGUCGUGCCCAGCUUAGCCAGUAUCUGAUUAAUUCCCGUACACCUUUUGCAUGCUGUAAGGCUUUUGGGACCUGCCAGAUCAAGUCAUCGCUGGUUAGGGUUUAUAGCAGUAACACUAAGCAACUCAGGCUGAGAAUGAAUAUUCCCAGUUCCAAAUGGGUUCCCGGUUGCAGUCAGUUUAAUGGUGCACACUCCCGAGAACUGGAAGCGCUCAAUCUUCCAUGUUUUCUCUUUAUUCCCUUCCAUCAAGUGAGCGGGGUCACAAACUGUUCAUUUGAACACGAUACCUUGGUCGGACUGCACUGAAACCUUCUCUUUAAACUGAUACUUUGGGAAGGGAAGCAUGAAGGAAAUGCCUUACUAGAUAUGCGUAUUUAUUCAUUUGCCAUAUUCAUGUGGUGAAAGAACUUGAUUUAACCAGAUGUUUAUGUGGGACAAGUGCAGCUUCUGUGACCAAAAUGAUGUAGUAAAAGGAGGAAGCGGUUUAUUUCUCUGUAUUUAAAAAAUCAAAGUUUUUUUUUUCCUUUUUGCUCUUUUCACCUUUGGCGGAGGGCAGUAAGAUUUGGGUGGCCUUAAGGCAAUGUCCCCAGCUGCGUGACAGAGCAGUUUUUUUGAGGUGUGAAAUGGUUGAUUUGCAGACUUCAAAGCAGUAUUAAGGGAUGGAAAUUAGGCCAACCUUUCCAUCAGUUACCAAUCAGGCCCAAAGGGCAAGCCCCUUGGUGGCCUGCAGGGAGAAAGUGACUGAUUGAAAUGGGGGCCAUAUCAGGUACGGUGUACAAGGGAGUUGGAAAUAAGCUCCCUCCUAGCACUUUGAGUUCUUCUCUUGAGGGACUAUUUUAGAGCCUCCAUUAGGAAAAGUCACCCCCCCCCCCCAAAAUGCCAUGACUUUGUCUUGCCUGAAUAGAUUGAUUCAUGUGUUUUAAUUCCUCCUGAUUGGUGUUGUGAAAAAUCUUCUCCCUCUUCUCCCCUCCCUCGGGCCCAAAAAAACCCAAAAACCCCACUUGCAUCGUAUACAAUCAUUCUACUUCUAGUCGAAGACUGCAUACUCUUCAGAGUUGAAGGCUUUUAGUCUGAUGGGGAAUGAGGAGGUCGAUGGUCAGCUUCAAUGGAUAUUUUCUCUAGUAAGGAGAAAGUGUGCUGUUCCCCAUCAUCUCUCCCCACUGUUGGCCUCAGUUAUCACUGCACUCAAGCCCUGAGUAUCAUCUAGAAGGCAUUUCUCCAAUUCAGAUGCUCAAUAUCCUGGCUUUCCAGUCAAGUAAGAUCUUCUAUGGUAUCAUUUAGCAAAAUUUAGAGCAGUUCGAUGUGUGUGGUUAAAAACUGGGUCAAAACAGAAGAAGUAUUUAUAGAUGGAGCAGCAUUUAAUGCUUCAUAUAAAGCAAAGCAUAUUUAAAGUUAUAAAUUCAUGUAUCUAAAUAGAUAUGCUUGCUGAGAAGUAAGGUCUGUUGUAGACCAGAAGCUAGUUAUGACUUGUGAUUUACCAUUUUCUUAUAUUUUCUUGGAAAAUAUUUGUAUUUACAGCUAAAUAUAAAGUGUAUAUGUAAAUAGGUAAUGUACAGCUAUAUAUUUCUGGAGUGUUUGUUACUCAUUGUACACCCAUGUCUUGCAUGAAGAAACAUUCUGUAGGUAUUCAGACUAUUUUGUUGUAAAACAUCUACAGUUAAUAAUAUGUUUGUACACCUGUAAAAAUCCUAUUGCAAAUACUGUGUUCAUUUACUAUAAUAAAAGCUAAAAGUAUGGUUAAA
This is a messenger RNA of Ornithorhynchus anatinus (platypus), 5426 nucleotides long. It is a transcript of the gene CYTH3, whose product is annotated as cytohesin 3. Gene Ontology annotation, molecular function: guanyl-nucleotide exchange factor activity. Gene Ontology annotation, biological process: regulation of ARF protein signal transduction. The record is from RefSeq and is a predicted model, not a curated record. The transcript has 13 exons. Lineage: Eukaryota; Metazoa; Chordata; Mammalia; Monotremata; Ornithorhynchidae. The coding region runs from base 136 to 1335 and encodes 399 amino acids.